AUGCCACCGGUCAAGUCCCAAGGUAGAACCAAUGCCACAAAGCCGAAGGCAGAGGCAGCAAAAAAAGGAAAUCAGCAGAAAAAUGUGAGACGGAAUGGUUCCAAAGCAUCUCAGCCUCCUUCUAAAGUGCCUAAUGGGAAACAACAAGGUACAGAGAAUUCACCAACUCUGGAGGACAGAAAGACAGAUGAAGUGAAGAGCAAUAGAAGGAAUAACGUAGAUCAAAGUAAAAAGAGAAGUGCAGAACCAAAAGAACCACAGACACAAGUGGGGAGCACACUAGGAAACGGAACAACUGUGAAUCGUAGAUCACAACGUCAACGUAACAAAGAUAGUAAGAUGGGCAUUAACAAGACCACCAAACUCAAGCCUGCACCAAAAGCAGCUACAGCCACACGAAGGAGUAUCGACAACAAGCUCCCUACCAAACCUGAAAACAAGAGAGGUGACAAUGUGACAGAGAGUGAGGCGGAGGAGGAAUCGGAGAGCGAUACAGGAAGCUCAGCGGAGGUGACAGAAGAGGAAACUAGCAACGCUGAGAAAGAGGAGGAGCACGGCAGUAACGAAGAGCCAUCCGAGACGCAUGGGAGUGCGGAGAGCAGCGAGGAGGAGGCUGAGGCAUCAGAUACUCAAAGAGAUACAGAAGAGACAGCAAACGAGGAAUCAGACAAAGAGCUUCCAAAGGAAGCCAAGUCCAGAAGUGAACCAGUCACAUCCAGUGAAGUAGAAGAGGAAGAGGAAAACGAAAAGGAAGUUGAAGUAUCUGAGGCGGUCACCAGCGAGGCAGGCGAAGACGAGGUGAUAACCCAGGAGGACACGUCUGAAAAGCCAACAGCUGAUAAAGACCGUAGACGGCGCAGACAGACUCAACGUCCCUCGAAGCCUCCUGCCGGACCGAAAUACAAGAUGUUUAAAAAAACAAAGGCAGAUAAGCAAGCGGAGAAGGCUGAGAAGCAGAGAGCCAAAGCAGAGAAGCAGAGGUUAGAAAAGGAAGCCAAACAAAAAGCCAAGGAAGAAAAAAAGAACAGAAAGAAACCACAGAAGGAGGACAAACCCAGUUCUGACACAGAGGAGCUCCAACCACCAAAAGGUCUUCCUAUCAACAAGCUUGACUCAGCAAAAGGCAAGACCCGUUCGGUAAACAAAACAAAAAAUAUCAAUGAGAGAGAUGCUCCUGUAGAAACUGAUCCAGAGGAGGAAGAGGAGGAGGCUGAACCCACACUGACCAAAGCCAUUAAAGGCCAAAACAGAAUCAUGCUUCUUAAAGCCAAAGGUAAAGACCUCAAAGCCAUCGUGGAGCCAGAGGAGCAGCAGGGCGCUGGAAGUGUCGUCAAAGGGCGGCCCCAGAGCUUGCUCUUGGGUAAGGUCAAGAUGGCAUCUCUCCCGCACAAAGCCAAUAACACGGUGGAGAAGCCUGAUGAGGAAAUAUCAGAGAGUGAGGCCAUUGAUGGGGGGUCCGGCAAACCAAAGGAACGUUUGAUAGCACAAAAAAAAGGUAUGACCACUCUUCGCCGAAUGUCUGGUUGGAUUCAGAAAAAGAUACCCCGGGGGUUAAACAUGAGAAAGAAGCUUUCUGCUUGGACUAAAGCCAUCGGGAUUUCCCAUUGGCUCUCCCUGCGGAGGAUAAAACAGAAGCAAGGGCCCACAAAAUCUAAGGGCAAUAUCCUCAAACAUAGGAUGGCCAUGAGAGUCGCCAGUAAAACCAGCCUGGCCAGUAAGAAAAACAGGAGCGCCUCUGCAGAAAAAAUGGGCGAAGAGAAUGCCAGCCUCCAGGGAAAGACAGAGGAAGGAGGGGAGGAAGCGGUCCCAGCUGGCGAGAAAGAGGUAGAGGCCAAAUACGCUGUGGUACUCCCCAGGAUGAACAAACUGGGUAAGGCAAAGACAGCCGAGUUGCCUCAGGCAGAUCCUGGACCUUCCACUCCAUCAAGUACCACUGGACCACCAGGAGAACCCACUACAUCACAGCCAAAACCCCCAAAACCAGGUGCCAGGCUCGUGCUCCCUGUCAAACCAGAUCUCAGCCUACUGAAGUCCAUCAAGAAGUCCUUUCCAGGAGGGUUAAAGUCAGGUGUAGAUGUGUCAGAGAGGAGCCCUGGGUCCAGCAGUACACCGGAGGGAUCAUCCAACACUGAAGACAGAAACCGGAGAGCUGCCCUCGACAAUCAAGAUGCAGUCAGUGUGCUACAGGCUGCAACAGGGAAACUGGACCCCUCCAAGAUCAACCUGUCCAAGAUUUCCUUGUCAGGGGGAACAAUAAGUGGUGGACUGACUCGGGCCAAGGGACCAGAUCCAGAGAGAAAGGCUGCAGCUGGGAUACCGAACUCCACCGCUCAGCCCUUUCAAAAUGGGGAGGCAAGUGCUGUGAUGUCAGGUGUCCGCUCCUUGUACGAAGAAGAGGCAGACAGGGAAGUUGCCCAGCUGAUGGCUGAGGGGGGUAUAUAUAAGAACUCCCAACCAGAGGUGCACUGGGCUGGUAACCCACGGAUGAGUGGAGACCCUCAGGACUGGCUGCGUGCUGAGAACCUGUUGCCCCACCAGACAGUGGAGAAGCUAACUAAGAGGACCGUCUAUGAUGAUGGGGGCCAGGCCAGGACCGUUCCUGCACAUAAUGGCAGGGGCCCCUGGGAAUCAGAGGACCCCACCCAGGAGAUGCUGGAGAGUCGACUGGUCAGCACACAGGUGCUGAUGCCUGGCAGCAAAAGAGCCAUAGAGGUGGAUGAGGUGGAGGAUCUGUCCCAGCUGGAAGAGGUGUGCGAGAGCUCUGUGCUUCUGAAUCUGAAGAAGAGGUUCCACCGUGACUGUAUUUAUACUUACAUCGGAAACAUGUUGCUGUCCAUCAACCCAUUCACGCCCCUUAACAUCUACACAGAGGAGCUGAGACAGAGAUACCAGGGCAAAGAGCAGCACAGAAACGCACCCCAUGUGUAUGCCAUAGCCGACGCUGCUUUCAGUCAGUCUCAAGCCUCCACACAGGAGCAGUGCAUCAUCAUAAGUGGCCAGAGUGGUUCAGGGAAGACUGAAGCUACCAAGCUGAUAGUCCACUACCUCAGCUCCAUGUAUCAGGGCAGAAACGACAACCUGCGACAGGUAAAGCCAAUGGAGGUCUUUCCCAUCCUGGAGAGUUUCGGGAAUGCCAAGACCAUCCUCAACGACAACUCCAGCCGCUUUGGCAAGUACCUCCACAUCCACAUUCUCCAUGGAGUUGUUGUAGGGACCUCGUUGUCCAAAUAUCUCCUUGAGAAGUCCAGGGUUGUCUUUCAGGCCAAUGAGGAGAGGAACUACCAUGUGUUCUAUGAGCUGCUGGCAGGUAUGAACGACUGGGACAAACAGGAGGUCUACCUGCAAGGAGCCGAGACCUAUUACUACCUAAACCAAGGUGGUGACUGUGAAUUGAAGGGGAAGCAGGACAAGCAGGACUUCCAGCUUUUGGUUCAUUGCUUUGAGACCAUCGGCCUGCAUGCUGACCAGAUCUCCACCGUCUGGGCCAUCCUCUCCUCCAUCCUGCAGCUCGGCAACGUCUGCUUUAGCUCAUACGAGAGCGAGUCAUUCGAGGUGGCUCGUAUCUUAAGCGAGACUGAGACCAGGAGGGUUGGCUCCUUGUUGCAGAUUUCCUCCGAGGCCCUGCAGACUGUCAUCACUCACAGAGUCACAGAGACGACUUACGACAGGAUCUACUGCCCUCUGUCUGUGGAAAGUGCCAUAGAAUCCAGAGAUGCCAUUGCCAAAGCCUUGUACUCAGUGCUGUUUGACUGGCUGUUGGAGCAGAUCAAUGACUGGCUGAGCCCCACAGAGAUGGACAGCACAGUGGGCGUAGUCGACAUCUACGGGUUUGAGGACCUGGGAGUGAACAGCUUUGAGCAGCUGUGUAUCAACUUUGCCAAUGAGCAGCUGCAGCACUUUGUCAACAAGGCAGUGAUCUCCCAGGAGCAGGAGGAGUACAGUGCAGAACAGAUCCAGUGGUAUCCGAUGCCUCUCAAGAACUUACACUCCUGUCUGGAGCUGAUCUCCUCCAGACCGCACGGCAUACUCCGCAUACUGGACGAUCAGACCUGCCUCCCCCAGGCCACUGAUCACACCUUCCUCCAGAAGUGCCACUAUCACCAUGGGAACAGCCCCUUCUAUGCCAAGCCCAAGAACCCACUGCCAGUCUUCACUGUCUAUCACUAUGCUGGAGCUGUCACUUAUCAGGUUCAUAAUUUCCUGAAUAAGAACCACGACCAGUUCAGGACAGAAGUGGUGGAGCUUUUCGCCAGGAGUCGGCUAAAGAUGGUGUCGGUGCUGUUCCGGAAGGUUCAGGAUGGUUACAUUCAGCAGCGAGAGCUUGGCUGGAGAGGGAAGGGUCUCCGCCAGCUGCCCUCUACUGCUGCUUCCCACUUCCUUCAGUCGCUGAAUGAACUCACCGCUCGCCUGGACAGAUGCAAAACCACUUUUAUUCGUUGUCUGAAGCCAAACUACGUCAAGCUUCCUGGGAUCUUUGACGUGGACUACGUGUUGGCCCAGCUGAGGCAUGCUGGGAUGUUGGAGACCAUCCACAUCAGGAAAGAGGGUUUCCCCAUACGGAUACAGUACUCCUACUUCAUUGAGAGAUACGGGGUUCUGCUGAGCCAGCGGCUGAGUGAGGUGUCAGACAAAGAGCAGUCACUGGCUCUGCUGGACAUGGUGGGUGCCGAGGAGGGACAGUACCAGCUGGGACUCACCAAGCUGUUCCUCAAGGAGCUUCUGUACCAGCAGCUGGAGGAAAAGUGGAACAGCACCCAGACCUGGGCUGCCGUCACCAUCCAGAGAAACAUCAGAGGCUUCCUCUGCAGGAGGAACUUCAGGUUCUUUAAGGAGAAAGCCAUCGUCAUCCAGAGCCACAUCCGGGGACACCAGGCCAGGAAGCAGUACAAGCGUCUGAGGCAGUCCUUCACACAGUUCUGGGCGGUGAUGAUGAUAACCAGGGACACCAUCAAGAGACGCCAUUGGAGGAAGGAAUUUCACGAGAAGAACAAAGUAAAGGCAGCGGCAAAGACUAAGUCGGUCUCUCCAGGAAUGGAUGUGGGGCUGUUGGAGAUCCCUGCUGAGCUGUCAGCCAGACUUCGCAGUGGAGCAGGGCAGCAGCAUGCGUCAGGGGUCACAGAGGUGGCCCCUCCACAGGUGAAGGCAGAACACAAGCUCAGCCUGCCUCUGGAUGUAGACAGAUACCCAUUCUCUCGCUAUGCCAAGUCCAUAUUAAAGGAUACAUGGUGCCAGCCUCAGGGCUACCCCCUCCAGAGAUCCCUCACCCCUCUGGAGCCUGAAGAUGCCAGGACUGCCCUGGAGAUUUACAAACUGAUCUUGCGGUUUACAGGUGAGUCAGACCUCAGAGGCUGGCAGGAGCAGAUGCUGGGUAACUUCAUCGUGGAGAGGGGUCAGAGCCGGCCGGCGCUGCGGGACGAGAUCCUGGCCCAGCUGGUUUACCACAUGUGGGGCCUGCAGGAGGAUCAGGACAGUCUGAGGGGUUGGCUGCUGCUGGCCUGCUGCCUCAGUGCCUUCACCCCCUCACCAACACUGGACAAACACUUGCUCAAGUAUGUGUCUGACCACGGUCCGGGGGAGUACCGCUCACUGUGCCAACACAAACUACUGACAUCUCUGCAGCUCCCGGCUCCCACUGCCCGCAUCUACCCUCCCACCCAGCUGGAGUGGACCACUAACCAGAGGAAGGGCACCAUGCUGCUGGACGUGCACACCUUUAACGAUGAGAAGCUGACAACUGAGGUGGAGUCCUGGACCACAGGAGAGCAGCUAGCAUCAUGGCUCCUUCAUUCCAGAGGUGUAUCAGAGGUGGUGCAGGGCUGGUCAGUGUCUCUUCUGACUGAUGAUGGCUGGUCAGAUCUGGCUGGCUCGGACUUUGUCAUGGAUCUUCUGGCUGGCGCUGAAGCUGAAGUGCUGCCACCACCAGGGACUCCCUCCUCUACAAACUCUGACUACCUGUUCAGCAGCCAGGGAGACAGGAUGCCAGCUACAGAGCUGGAUGACUUCAUUCCACCAGCGCCUCCCAUGCAAGCUCCUGGGCUGCCUCCUUUUGAGGGAAACCCCUGGGGAAGGGAUUAUCCUCAGGAAGGCCGUGGGAGACAGAUGGAUGCCUACGUUGAUGACUUGUUUGACCCUGUACUGGACCAAGGACCUCCGGACAUGGAAAGAGUAGCCAUGCUAAACCGCAGGAUGAGAGGAGGAGGAGGGAUUGGACCUAUGUAUGGAUCUGGAAUGCCCAUGACAAUGCCGGGCUAUCCUAUGGGAAUGGCGGUUAACCCUUCAAUGCCCAGCUAUGGUGCAACUCCCAUGAUGCCAGCCAUGCCAGCCAUGAUGAUGCCUCAGACUCCCAUGCCUGCCCCGCCUGUGGCUGACCCCAUGCAGAUGGCAGCAUCACAGCAGGCUCUCAUCAACCAGCAGGCCGUUAUCAUGGCCCAGCAGAUGACCAUGCAGGCGAUGACUCUGUCCCAGCAGCAGACACAGGAGCAGCAGAGGAAGCAGAAGGAGCAGGAGAAGAAGCAGAAGGAGUGGGAGAGAAAGCAGGAGGAGCAGGAGAGAAAGAAGGAGAACGAGAGGCAGCAGAGACGAAAGUCUGAGCGACGGUUAAGGGAACGCUCACGCUCACCCUCCCCCUCCCGUCAAACUCCGUCACCCCCACCUGCCAAGCCCAAAGCACCUGUACCUAAACCUGCCUCCAGCUACAGGAAGCCUGAGCCAGAGGUACCAGAGAGAGAAGUGGACUUACCAGAUCCAGAUGACCUGCACUCUGUCAGAGACAAGACAGAAUACUUCCAGAAGAUUGGCUUUCAGUCCCAUGGUGAAUCCAAAAGCCCAAAGCCUCGGCCAGCCUCCUCCAGCCCGCCUAGACAGCAGCAACGCUCCCCGCCAUUACCAGCUCCAUCACCCCCGCCUACAACACCGAAGCCUGAGGUGAAGCGUCUCCACACCCCUCCAGCCAGAGAGGUGGACCCCCCAAAAGCAACACCUGCCCCGGGUCCUCUCGCCAAGCCUCAGCCCGAACCCACCUCCAACAUCCGGGAAAUUAUCAAAAUGUAUAACAGCCGACCCCAACCAGAACCCAAACCCUUUGAGCCUGUCAGACCUCCUGCACGGCAUUUCAUAAAGAAGAAUGACCCCAAAGAGGAAGCUCUGGCCAAACUCAAAAACAUGGCACCAGUGCCACAACAAAAGGAGUGGGUGCCGCCGCCAGUCGCGCCUAAGAGGGCCCCACCCCCUCCCCCUCCCAGGACCCCCUCCCCACGGCCCUCUCCUCCCUCCACCAGGGGGCCCCGCGUCAUCUCCAGCAACAUGAAGCAGAAACAGCGCUCCCUGGAGGACCUGUUCGGCUCGCAGCGCUCUCAGCACCCUCCACCUGCUCCUCCCGAGUCCCCGCCGCCUUCUCCACACCCAGCACCCAUCCUUCAGAACAUCCCCGACCCGCCUCCCACGGCCGCCCCAUCUCUCAAUAUGAUGUCAGAUGUGGAAGGCAUUCACUCUCAGCUCCACCGCUUCUCUGCUGGAGUUUACUUCUCUUACUCCAACAUGCCGGGGAAACUGUUCCUGCGAAAAGAAGUGUUUUACCCCCGAGAGAUGUUCAACCGGCCCUACCUUCUCAAUCUGUUAUGUGAACAGAUUAUGAGGGACACCUACUCUGACAGCUGUGUGAGGAUCAGCAGAGAGGAGAGGAGGAAGAUGAAGGACCUGCUGGCAAAUUUCAAUGUAGGAAUGACUAUAAGCACCAUCCAGAACGACAUCAUGAAGAAGAGGAUUGUCAUUGCUGCUCGAGACAACUGGGAGAACUACUUCACCCGCCUGUUCCCUGUGAAGUUGGACAGUGGGGAUGCUCAGAUUUUGGGUGUGUCUUAUCGUGGGAUUCGUCUCCUGAAGAUGGUCAGAGCAUCAGGCAUCAACACCAAACACCUCCGUCUGCUCAAAAGCUACAGUUUUGCAGAGUUGCUGUCCGUUGACCUGCAGGGUGCAGACAGAGUGGAACUGGAGCUGAAGAGUGAACAGUUGGUGCUGCAGUCACCCAGAGCUCCACAGAUCACUGCCAUGAUUCGCGUCUUCCUCCAGGAGCUCAUCAGGGACUCUGGCUAUGUGGUUGCCCUGAAGAGCUUCGUGACGGAUGACAAAAGUCUUCUCAGAUUCAGCAAGGGUGACAUCAUCAAACUGCAGUCAAUGGAAGGACUUCAGCCAGGCUGGCGUUUUGGCAUCAAAGGAGGUCGCUCCGGUCUCUUCCCAGAGGACCUCACCCAGCCAUCUGCGGCCCCGGACUACCACUGUAUACACCUUGAACGACGAGAUGACAGGAGGAAAAGCAUGAGGGGCACUAGACCUGUCAGUCCACCCAGGGGCCCGUCUCCUGGUCUCAUCAGCAGACACACGGGCAGCACUGAUUCAGGGCGGCCCCGCAGAGAGGCCUCGGCCCCGGGAUCGGUUCAGAGAUCAGGCCAGAGCUCACUCCAGGGCUCAGUCUUUGACUUGGAGAUCCUCUCAGGCAUGGCUGAAUUUGCCAUGAAAUACUUUAGAGUGGGGACUACAGGUCUGCCAGCAAGUGGAAGGAAUUUUUCAGAGGCAGUUCAACACACAGGGGUUCCCAUACAGGAGUCUCUCAUUCUGUACAAUGAUCCUGAAAUCAAUGAUUUAUCUGUCCAGUGCUUCCUGAACCUGAUGCAGUUCAUGGGUGACAUGCCAAUGAAGAAGAAUAACACCCAGUCAGACUGCAUGCGCCACAUCUUACUGUUAGGGAAGGAAAAGGAGCUGCUGAGAGAUGAAAUCUACUGCCAGGUCAUCAAGCAAACCACCAACAACCCAACCAAAUCUUCGUGUACCCUCGGCUGGCGGCUGCUCAACAUGAUGACCGGCUUCUUCCUCUGCUCUGGUACUCUGCAGCCGUAUGUCACACGUCACCUACGCGACAUCUCGCAGGACUACGAACAGCCAUACCAAGAGCUGGCGUGUGUGUGUCAGGAUAACCUUCAGCGAUCUCUCCGUUUUGGCGGCCGCCGUAACAUCCCCUCACACAUGGAGAUGGAGGCCAUUCUGGCUGGCAAAACAUCUCGACGUUUUCCCAUCCAGCUGCCAGGAGGAGUGGAUUUCCCCGUCAAGAUACGCAUCUUCAGUAUGGCAGCAGAUGUGGUAACAGAGAUCUGUAAAGAAAUGGGCAUCUCAGAUCUCGCAGAAUUCAAAGAGUUCUCCAUCAUCGCCAACCGACAUGAAGAUGGGAUAAUCCGUCCCCUCCAUGCUGAGGAGUAUCUGUUUGACUUCCUGCUGGAUGACGGCUCCAUCUUCCUGUCCCUGAGAAGAGUGAUGUGGAGUCAGCCUCUGUCCUUCAACAGUGACCUCUAUGUGGAGUUCCACUACCAGCAGCUCCUGGGUGACUACCUGAGUGGGCGGCUGUCGCUUGCUUCUGCUGCAGGUGGUUCCUCAUCCGUCCAGCAGAUAGCAAAGCUGGCAGCCCUGCAGCAUGUGGCUCAGGGACUGAAGGAUCCGCCCUCACUGCCAGAGAUGAAGGAGUACCUGCCCUCACAGGAUGGCCUCAGCAAGAAACAUGAAGAGAUCCACUCCUUCUGUCAGGGCCAGAUAGCUGCCAUGCACACCCUCAGCCCUCAAGACGCCAAAAUACAAUUCAUUGAGUUUCUGAGCACCCUGCCUCUCUUUGGCUCCAGCACUUUCUUGGCCCAGAAGGUGAGCCAGCGGGGCUGUCCCUCCCCAUGCAUGGUCAGCAUCAGCCAGGAGGGGGUGCUGUUCCUUCACCCAAAAACACAGGAGCGAGUGUUUCUGAUUCCUCUGGUGGACGUGCAGUCCAUGCGCACCCUCCGUCCCAAGAAACAAAGCAAAGUGCCAGCUGUGGCCAUCAACUACGGCAAUCCAAGCCAACCCAAAACAGUCACGCUCCAUCUCAAACAGGCUAAGGAGUUGUGCCACAUCCUUGCUCUGAUAAUGGAAGAGUUGAUCCGACCAUCAGUCACCAGCUCCAUUUCAAAUCACCAGUAGAGAGAGAGAGACACACACGCACACACACACACACACACACACACACACACAGUAUUGAGAGCUUUUGUUAAUCACUGGCUUCUGUAACUGACGCAGGAGAAUACGCACACACAGACACACACACAGACAGACAGACACACACACACACACACACAUACAUUAUUGAGAGCUUUUGUUAAUCACUGGCUUCUGUAACUGACGCAGGAGAAUACGCACACACACGCACACGCACACACAGACACACACACACACACACACACACACAGACAGACAGACACACACACACACACACACACACACACACACACACACACACACACAGUAUUGAGAGCUUUUGUUAAUCACUGACUUAACUGACUUUUGUGUUUACUUUUUGUUAAUUUAUCUUUAUAUCUUCUUUCUGUGUAACGUCAUAAACAGUGUGUCAUUGAUGAAAUGGACUGGAUAAAAACACGAAUAUGAACACUCAAUGCUGAUUUUCUCAAGCGUAAACGUUAUCUGAGAGGAAAGUAGCUGAACUGUACUACUCUGAUUAAAGAGUGAAUGAAUACAGGAGGGAUUACAGUCACUUACCAAUUAUUGUAUCAAUAAACCAAUGCCUUAAAAUGAUUCCUUAUGCGCAUUCAAAUUCUAUGACAUAAUUCUUGAAAUGUUAAGUUUGUUAAUCAUUAUUGGAAGAUAUUGUUGUAAUGAUGUCAUGUAAUAUGUGAAUACUUUAUAAGCAUUAAAAAAAAUGUUGAUUAA
Sander lucioperca (pikeperch) is the source of this 10734-nucleotide messenger RNA. RefSeq names its product myosin XVB (gene myo15b). The coding region runs from base 1 to 9990 and encodes 3329 amino acids. Gene Ontology annotation, cellular component: myosin complex; cytoskeleton. The transcript is spliced from 66 exons. The record is from RefSeq and is a predicted model, not a curated record. NCBI's taxonomy places the organism in Eukaryota, Metazoa, Chordata, Actinopteri, Perciformes, Percidae. Gene Ontology annotation, molecular function: protein binding; cytoskeletal motor activity; ATP binding.